AUGCGGGGAAAGAAACGAUCACGGAAAGGCUGCCCAGAAUGCCGCAGACGCAAGAUCAAGUGUGACGAGCAGCAACCCCAGUGUGGUCACUGCCGGAAGGCGAAUCGCAAUUGUCGAUUGCAAGAUUCGAUAUUCAGGCAACACGAACUAUCGAUUCGGUUCGAUGACCCGGUCCAAGGUGACCAAGAAGAUGCCAACAACGUGACUGCCACAUCGGAGACGGCGUCAAGUGCCCCACUUCAGAAUGAUGACGCCGUGAGUGCAGUGAACUUACCUGCGUCUGGUUCACGAGUCAAUACUAGCGUCUAUCGAGAAGAAACAAUCGAUGCAGACAACGCCCGCAAUGACAGUGAACCGGGGACUAUUGACGGAGCCGGAGAAGGACAACCCUCGCAGGCUACUGACGACCCGCACCUGGAACAAGACAAUCUAAGUGUGGGAUUCGAAGUUCAUCUCGAAGGCUCGCCUGCACAGCUUGAAGCAUCUGCGGUUGACCCUCUCAGAAAUACUCAGGAAGAACUAUUCCUCCUUAGACACUACUCAGAGUGCAUAGCCCCAUGGAUGGACCUGCUUUAUCGUUAUGAAGUCUUCAGCCGGGAAGUUUUGACCUUAGCCCGAGACCGCCCGAUACUCCGCUACGCAGCCUGUGCCGUUGCCGCCAAACAACUUGGCCAGAUGCGAAGUCCCUUGUCAACAAUUAUUACCGGCAAGACUCAACAGGGCAUUGCUGCUAAACUCCAGCGCGGUCCAUUGGGGCUGAUGUGGUAUGGGGCGAAAUACUAUGAGAAGGCGAUACAAACGCUAGUGAAGUCAAUCACUUCAGAACACCCCGCCCAGAAUUAUGCCUCACCGCCGACGUCACUGUCGCAGGGGAAUCUGAUGAUACGAGCAGAUGGAGAGGACCCCAUCGUAAGACUCCUCGGGACUUGCAUCAUAAUUCAGUAUGAGCAAAUAAGUGCGAAUAGAGACGCGUGGUCUGGCCACUUGUUCGGUUUCUCCAAGCUGCUCGAUCUCAUUGACGACGGACGGCUACUCCAUCCUGACCCAAUGUUCGAGGCAGUCUAUCCGUUUACCAAAGACAUCAUGCAAGUCAAGGCCGGAUUUUGGAACUUUGUGGUGAACGAUCUAGAGGAAUCCUUCGUAUCACACAGAAGGACACGUAUCGAUACGGAGAAUCUCGCUCUCUGGCGUAACAUGGGUCUUUUGAUUGAAGAUAAUGGGAGUCUGACCACAGGCGCUAGCCCAAACAGCUUUGCAAACACAGCGGAACACGCGAGGGAUAAGGCUUUAUCCUACACUCUGAUACGAUACUUGUGCAAACUGAUCAACUAUCUAGCACCGUCGUCGCAUCUCGAUACAAUGCUGAUUCAACCAAGAUUGGCUUUCAUGUCACUUGAAGACCAUUUCCAAGCCUGGUUUCAGACAAUAUCCCCGUCUUUCCUUGCGGACGGCACUUUCUUCACGGAUAGGGGUUCAAGCGAGGCCGCACCCGACCUCUUCAGUCGUGAACUUUGGUUCAGCAACGACCUAUGUGCUACCACGAUGAUGUACUAUCACAUGGCAUGCAUGCUUCUGCUGAUUCACCGUCCAUCAGAACUGCUUCCGGGAGACGCUGCCGUCGGAGGUCGUACCUCGUUUGAUCUUUUGCGGGCGUUUCGUGACGUGGAACAUAAACUACAAGGCCACGCGUCCGAGGUCAUCUCCAUUAAUCCUUCAUUCGUUCUCAAAGACAUCAAAAAGGUCGUCAUCGAAGACAGGCCCAAGCCUCAACUCAAAGACGGCCAUGAUGUUCUCGUCCAUGUCUCACAGACCGGUAUCUGCGGUAGCGACGUCCACUACUGGCAACGGGGCCGGAUUGGCGAGUACGUUGUCAAAGGCCCAUGGUCCUCGGCCACGAAUCCUCAGGCGUCGUAG
Molecule: messenger RNA, 1914 nt
Organism: Colletotrichum aenigma
Lineage: Eukaryota; Fungi; Ascomycota; Sordariomycetes; Glomerellales; Glomerellaceae
Gene: AMTR1-1
Product: Transcription activator AMTR1
Exons: 7
Coding region: 1-1914 (637 amino acids)
Biological process (GO): positive regulation of transcription by RNA polymerase II
Cellular component (GO): nucleus
Molecular function (GO): zinc ion binding; transcription cis-regulatory region binding; DNA-binding transcription factor activity, RNA polymerase II-specific
Source: RefSeq, a predicted model, not a curated record